This is a messenger RNA of Schistocerca nitens (vagrant locust), 1659 nucleotides long. RefSeq names its product RNA-binding protein 45. Gene Ontology annotation, molecular function: RNA binding. The record is from RefSeq and is a predicted model, not a curated record. The transcript has 11 exons. Lineage: Eukaryota; Metazoa; Arthropoda; Insecta; Orthoptera; Acrididae. The coding region runs from base 32 to 1582 and encodes 516 amino acids.
UCGCUAGCUUUAGACGCCUGUAGUAUACAGAAUGAGCGAACGAAGAAAAUCAAGUGAAACUAGAGCGGACCGCAGCGAUAGCUAUGAAUCGAAGCCGCGUUUAGAUGACUAUCCCCCUAAUUCACGCUUGUUCAUUGUUUGUAGUCGAAACAUCUCGGAGGAAGAGUUUCAGGAUGCGUUUCAGAAGUUUGGAACCAUCGAGGAAAUAUGGACAGUACGCGACAAGACGACAAAACAACCAAAAGGUGUCACAUAUAUCAAGUUCUCCAAAACUUCUGAGGCAGCACUAGCACUGGAGGAGAUGAACGGUCGGUGUAUUGCCAGCCACCCCAGGCCACUCAAAGUUAUGAUCGCCCACAGCCGGGACCAGGGCUCGAAGCGGGAGAUGAACGAGUCGGAACGGCUGCUGCGGCUGUUCUGCGUCGUGCCCAAGACGAUGACCGACCAGGAGCUGCGCGAGCACUUCCAGCAGUUUGGCGACAUCGACUACGUGUCGAUCGUCAAGGACCGCGAGACCAGGGAGAGCAAGGGCUUCGCCUAUGUCAAGUUCCACAAAGUAUCUCACGCAGCCAAGGCGUACGAAGGCUGCGACCGUUCGUUCAAGGCGGUGUUUGCCGAACCCAAACGGCAGGCACCGAGGGACAACCCGUUUCCUGACCGCUUCUCUUCGGCGUCUGGCUCGGGUGGAGGGAUGCCUGGCGGGGGAGUGUUCGACAAUGCGUACACUCCUUUCAACAGUCGAGGGGUACCGCACGAAGGCUCGGGGAAGGUGACGCUGCGCGUGAUCGCGCCCGGCAGCCUGACGCAGGACCAGCUGUGGCGGCUGUUCGACCUGGUGCCGGGCCUCGACUACCUGCAGUGCGACCCCAAGCUCUGGAUGGGUAAACAGCAGGCUACGGCAGUGUACAACUCUGCGCAGGCAGCCGCCUACGCCCUGGACCGUCUCCACGGCUUCGAGUACCCGCCCGGCUACCGACUCAUAGUGAAGAUGGAUCCUGACCGUCCCCUGUCCCACGUGUCGGCGAGCAGGGACCCUUUCUCGGCAGUAGCCGCGGCCAGCUCCCCCCGACUGGGCACUGCGUCACCCGGCAUCGGGAGUGUCGGCGCGGUGAGUGCGGCCGCCGCCCUCACCCCGGACUUGGCGACUCUGGCGGAGACGAUCGCACAGGCCACGUCGCUCAUACAGGCUGCCGGGCUUGCACCUGGCAAAAUCAAACCUGCAGAUCCCGGAGUGAGGGAAGAGACGUACGACCCCAGCUACUGCUCGGUGAAGCUGCCGCCGCCACAGCCGCUGGCUCCCGUCGACUCCGACUGUGCCGAGAGGUUGUUUAUCGUUUGCAAUCCGAGCCCUCCACCUUCCUACGCAGUGCGUGACGUUUUCGGCAGAUUCGGCCACCUGAUUGACGUCUACCUGCUGAACGGCAAGAACUACGGCUACGUCAAGUAUGCCAGUAAGGAGUCUGCCAACAAGGCAAUUCAGGUGUUGCACGGCCAGGAGAUAUGCGGAGUUCGGCUGAAGGUGAUGGCCGCAGAUCCGCGCACGGAUGACCGCCGCAAGAGGCUCAGGGUGGACGACCAGUAGGUGCAGACGUGAGGCAAAAGGUGUUGUGAGGGCAGCUGUACGAAUUUAUCGAGAACGCUUCCCCCAUCAAAGUCUUU